Molecule: messenger RNA, 564 nt
Organism: Acanthamoeba castellanii str. Neff
Lineage: Eukaryota; Discosea; Longamoebia; Acanthamoebidae
Product: Ras family protein
Exons: 5
Coding region: 1-564 (187 amino acids)
Molecular function (GO): GTP binding; GTPase activity
Source: RefSeq, a predicted model, not a curated record
AUGUGCCGGUACGUGCAGGGCAAGUUCAGAGAGCUCUAUCGAGCAUCUAUCGGGGCUGAUUUCCUGACCAAGGAGCUGCUGGUCGACGACACCAUUGUCUACCUUCAAGUGUGGGACACUGCGGGGCAGGAUCGCUUCGAAACGCUGGGGCGAGUGUUCUAUCGGGGCACCGACGUGUGCAUCCUGGUGUACGACAUCACCAACCCGCGCUCCCUCGAGCGGCUGGAACAGUGGAAGCGCGUCUACGAGGAGAGCAUGCCCACGCAGGCCGACGUCGACCACACGGUCUUCGGCGUCUUUGCCAACAAGACAGACUUGGAGGAGCAGAGGAAGGUGUCGCAUGCCAAGGCCGAGGCGUGGUGCAGGGAGAACGGCGACAUGCCCCACUUCUCGGUCAGCGCCAAGGACGGCGAGAACGUCGAGCAGGCCUUCCACGCCCUCGCCAAGAAGGCCAAGCGAAAGCUCGACAUCUGGAAUCAACAACAGCUCGCCGAGGACAGGAUACACCUGCGCGAUGUGCACAUGGAGAAGGACGGCGAGCAGCCUUGCCAGUUGUCGUGUUAG